Messenger RNA from Antechinus flavipes (yellow-footed antechinus), 1866 nucleotides. It is a transcript of the gene F12, whose product is annotated as coagulation factor XII. The coding region runs from base 18 to 1781 and encodes 587 amino acids. Gene Ontology annotation, molecular function: serine-type endopeptidase activity; calcium ion binding. Lineage: Eukaryota; Metazoa; Chordata; Mammalia; Dasyuromorphia; Dasyuridae. The record is from RefSeq and is a predicted model, not a curated record. The transcript is spliced from 14 exons. Gene Ontology annotation, cellular component: rough endoplasmic reticulum; extracellular region. Gene Ontology annotation, biological process: blood coagulation; zymogen activation.
CCAGGCAUACAGACACCAUGCAUUUCUUACUGCUAUUUGGAGCCCUAUUGAUGGGCCUGAGGCUGGCACUUAUGGCCCCACCCUGGAAAACUCCAAAAGAACCCAUGACCAUUGCAGUCAUUACCAGUGGGGAUCCCUGUUACUUCCCCUUCCAGUAUCGAGGCCAGCUGUACCAUAAAUGUAUCAAGAGAGGCCGUCCAGGGCCCCAUGCCUGGUGUGCAACCACCAACAACUAUGAUCGGGAUCAGCAGUGGGUCUAUUGCUUGGAGUUCAAGAAAGUGAAAGAUCACUGCAAGCAUUAUCCAUGCCGGGAGGGAGGGACCUGCAUCAACACUUUUCGUGGAGCCCACUGCCUCUGUGCCCCCCACCUCACUGGGCAGCACUGCCAAAAAGAGAAGUGCUACGAGCCUCAGCUUAGGCAGUUCUUCGAUGAGAACGAGACAUGGCUUCGUGCGGAGCCACAGAGAGUGGCCAAGUGCUGGUGUAAGGGCCCCACUGCUGACUGCAAGUGGCUGCCAAACAGCCAGGUCUGCUUGGAUAACCCUUGUCUCCACGGAGGGAAGUGCUUGGAGGCAGAGGGCCAGUCUGUCUGCCAUUGUCCUCCAAGCUAUGCAGGACACUUUUGUGAAAUAGACACCAGUGCAAAAUGUUAUAAUGGUCCAGGACUCACCUAUCGGGGCACAGCCCAGACCACAUUGUCAGGAAAGCAAUGCCAACCUUGGUCCUCAGAGGCUACGUUCCAGGAUCUAUCCAAAGAACAGGUGCUGACCAGGGGUUUGGGUCAUCACCCCUACUGUAGGAACCCGGAUAAUGACACUAGACCCUGGUGCUAUGUUCUCUCUGGGAUUCAGAUGAGCUGGGAGUACUGUAGUCUGGCCGUAUGCCAGCAUCCAACUCAGAAUCCAGCCAUCGAAUCACAGCACCCAACUACUCCUGCUCCAUCAUCUUUCACAGCAUUGUCUGGGGAGAGCCUGGCCUCUCAGCCUCCUCAGUGGAAGGUUAACUCGGUAGCAUGUGGCCAACGACAAAAGAAGAGGCUCUCUGGGCUGAAUCGCGUUGUGGGAGGGCUGGUGGCUUUACCAGGGGCACACCCCUACAUAGCAGCGCUUUACCUGGACCAGAAAUUUUGCGCUGGCAGCCUCUUUAGCGCCUGCUGGGUUCUCACGGCAGCGCACUGCUUGGAGAGCAGGCCUGCCCCAGAACUGCUGAAAGUGGUCCUGGGCCAACAACGAUUCAACGAGAGUUGUCCGCAGUGCCAAGAGUUCUCGGUGCGCGAAUACCGGCUGCACGAGGGCUUCCGGGCCGACACGUUCCAGCAUGACAUUGCGCUUGUGCGGCUGCAGGAGACAAAGGACGGCGGUUGCGCGCGGUUCUCGCCUUUUGUUCAGCCGGUGUGCCUCCCCGAGUCUCCGGAGCCUCCGGGUGAAGCCUUGAGCUGCCAGGUCGCCGGCUGGGGUCACCAAUAUGAAGAGGCCGAGGACUACUCCAGUUACCUGCAGGAAGCCCAGGUGCCGAUCAUUCCACACGAUCGCUGCUCAGCCCAAGAUAUACAUGGGCAAACUGUCACCCAAGACAUGCUGUGCGCCGGUUUCUUGGAAGGGGGCACAGAUGCCUGCCAGGGUGACUCCGGGGGACCACUCGUGUGCGAAGAGAAGGCGGGUCAGCUCACUCUGCGCGGAGUGGUAAGCUGGGGCGUAGGCUGUGGGAAGCGAAACAGACCUGGAGUCUACGCCAACGUAGCCAGUUACCUCGGAUGGAUCCAGGAGCACACAGUCUCCUGACGCAUCUUGGGCUUCACUUUCCCUGGCUUGGACAUUCAGGGGGCGUCAUCAUGGGGCGGGCCCAGAAUAAAAAAUGUGAGACGGA